Molecule: messenger RNA, 1657 nt
Organism: Humulus lupulus (European hop)
Lineage: Eukaryota; Viridiplantae; Streptophyta; Magnoliopsida; Rosales; Cannabaceae
Product: VQ motif-containing protein 9
Exons: 1
Coding region: 206-1240 (344 amino acids)
Source: RefSeq, a predicted model, not a curated record
ACAUUUACACACACAAAAGAGAUAGCUAAUAUAUAUUAUAGAUCUAGAGAGAGAGAGAGAGAGACAGAAAAAUAUUUGGGAUUUGGUUUUUGGUUUUUGAUUUCUCUGUUCUGUUCUGUUCUGUUCUUGGUUGGUUUGUAAUCCAUAAUAUUAAUCUUAUUAUUAUUAUUAUUAUUGAUUGAUAAUAAUUAUAAGAUAUAUAGUUAUGGAUAAUAAAAGCUGUCAAUCUUCAGGUGACUCUUCGGUUACCUCUAAUAACAGUAGUAGUAGAAGCAGUAACAGUGCUGCUAGCAGAGAUCAGUAUCUCAAACACCUUAACAAGCUUUCUCAUAAAAUCGCUAAACCCAUUGUUAAAAAGCCCAGCUUUGAUCAAAAUUUCAAUACCCAGGUCCAACCACAGCCCCACGCACCUCCUCCUCCUCCUCCACCUCCACCGCCGCAGCAACCGGCCGCGACAUCGCAGACCCAGCAGCAGAAUCUUCAGGCCCAACAGCACCAGCACCAGCACCAACACCAACACCAACACCAACACCAACCUCCGGUCUACAACAUCAACAAGAAUGACUUCAGAGACGUGGUCCAGAAGCUCACUGGCUCCCCAGCCCACGAGCGAUUCCCAGCGCCGCCUCCCCCUAUUCAUCAACCCAAGGCAGCCAGCUCCCGCCUCCAGCGGAUACGCCCUCCGCCCUUAGCGCACCUCAGCAACCGGCCGCCGCCUACCCUGCUAAACAGCGACGUCCCGCCUCCGCAGCCGACUGUAGGCAUGCCCAACUUCGGCUCCAUCGGUCGCCCACUCGGACCUUUGUCGCCCUUGCCACCCCUUCCGGCGGUUCACGGUGCCGCCGAGUCGCCUGUCUCUGCAUACAUGCGUUUCCUUCAGAACUCAAUGUCCACCGUUGAUCACAAUCAGAAACAACUCUCGGGAUACUCUCCGCUAGCGCCUUUGGUCUCGCCUCGUUGGAGCAACUUUACCCCACAGCAGAACCAUCCCGUUCCACCAUCGCUGGCGCAGCAGGGGAUGCUCCCUCCACCUCCGGCGCCGUCUAUGAUGCCGUCACAUUCCCAGUUCCAUUUUCCAACGUCGCCGCUUCCAUUCGGGUGCCUGAACUCGCCCAAGUCACCUUACAAUUUGCUUUCCCCGGGUCUUCUGCAUUCGCCAUCGUCGGGUCAGCUAGGGUUUCCUCAGCUCCCGCUUUCGCCUUCAGUUCCCGGCCCAAGCCCUAGAUGGAGAAGUUUCUGACUUUUCAGGUAAGCGGCGGUCUAUUGGUAAACGUUGUCGUUUUGAGGAGUUUAUUAGAUUUUAAUUCUUGUUUUAAUUAUAUAUUUUUAAUUUUAUUUUGAUUUUUGAAAGUUUUGUCUGUUUUGUACAUUUUCGGGUAUGGGAGGUUUCUUCAACACAAAUCAUCAGUGGUUGGAUGGAAAGUAGUCCACCCAUUGAGUUAACUUAGGAGUUUGUUCUUUGUAAAUGGCAUAUUAGAAGACAUUUUGGGUAAAAAAAAAACAGAGAAAGUGAUCCUAGAUUUGUUCUUUGCUCAUGUUUGGAUCAAGUUAGAGGAAAGUUAUUGAACAAUAUUUAUAUAUAGAUAGAAUCUGUGGUGGAGGGAUAUUACUGUUUUUAGUUAUUUAAUCUUGUGAAAAAAUUGUUGUUGGACUCAAA